Molecule: messenger RNA, 8713 nt
Organism: Cheilinus undulatus (humphead wrasse)
Lineage: Eukaryota; Metazoa; Chordata; Actinopteri; Labriformes; Labridae
Gene: chd3
Product: chromodomain helicase DNA binding protein 3
Exons: 40
Coding region: 210-6572 (2120 amino acids)
Biological process (GO): negative regulation of transcription by RNA polymerase II; chromatin remodeling
Cellular component (GO): nucleus; NuRD complex; chromatin
Molecular function (GO): histone binding; DNA binding; ATP binding
Source: RefSeq, a predicted model, not a curated record
UUUUUAUGUAAGGGGAUUUUUUCUUAUUGGGGGGGUUGUUAAAAAAUAAAUAUAAGAGGGCGGCCAUCUUUGUUGCUCUGCCUAGUGUAAAAUAUUUCAAAACGCCCCCCACUUUUUUCUGUGCCGAUUUGAAUAUUAAAUAAAUAUCACACAUUCGAGCAAGAAUACGCUUUUUUGCAUACAAGGACGGACCCAAUGACAGGAAUAUAAUGUCCUCUCCUCUCCGGUCCUGUGAGGAAGACGAGGGCAUGGUGGUUAAUUCCGAGGGAGGAGAUUUUGAUGAAGAAGACGACGACGGAGACCUAGACGAGAACGCAAGCGACAUAAACUCGCCGGCGGCGCCUCGGGAAACUGCAACACCAGCCGCGCCAGAAGAAGAGCCAGAGAUAUCGGACAGAGAGGUCCCAGUCAGGAAGAAAGGGCGACCGAAGAAGAAGGACGCAAAAAAGAAAGAAAAAGAAGGGAAACCAGCCAAAGCAAAAAAGCGCAAGAAGAUUGACAGCGAUGUAGAGAGAGACUCGGACAGAGAAAGAGACUACGGUGACAACUCGGACAGCUUUGCCAGUGACUAUGGCUCUGGAGAAAAGAAGAAGAAGAAGAAACAUAAAGAAAGGAAGGAGAAGAAAACAAAGAAGAAGAAAAAAGACGAUGGGGACCGAGACAGCAGUCAGGAGGAAACAACAAAGCAACCGAUAGAGCAGAAGACUUCAGCCCAGCUGGCGAAGGAGUGGGGUUUGGAGGAUGUUGAUCAUACCUUCACAGAGGAAGACUACAGGGAACUCACCAACUACAAAGCCUUUAGCCAGUUCAUGAGGCCAAUGAUAGCCAAGAAGAACCCCAAGAUCCCCAUGUCUAAGAUGAUGACCAUCCUGGGGGCCAAAUGGAGGGAGUUCAGCUCCAACAACCCCUUCAAAGGCAACGCUGCUGCUGUCGCUGCUGCCGCCGCGGCUGCUGCUAUCGCUGUCGCCGAGCAGGUCUCCGCAGCGACUGCCUCACCCGAGCCACCGCCACAGCCUCCACCAAUCAGAAAGGCAAAGACGAAAGAAGGCAAAGGUCCCGGCUACAAGAAGCGCAGUAAAAGCCCUCGAGUCCCUGACAAGAAGAAGGCUUCAGCAGUUGCAAAGGCUAAAAAGAUGGCACCCAUUCGUAUCAAACUGUCACCUAUAGGUGCCAAGAGGAAGAAGAGUUGCUCAAGCGAGGAUAUGGACGAGGACGAGUCGGAGCAGGAGGACUCCAGCGUUCACAGCUCCUCUGUCCGCUCUGACAGCUCAGGCCGGGUCAAGAAGAACAAGAGAGGGCGGCCGGCCAAGAAGAAGAAGAAAAUCCCAGGUGAAGAGGAGGGUGAUGGCUACGAGACGGACCAUCAGGACUACUGCGAGGUGUGUCAGCAGGGCGGAGAGAUCAUCCUGUGUGACACGUGUCCUCGAGCUUACCACCUUGUCUGCCUUGAGCCCGAGCUGGACAAAGCCCCCGAGGGCAAAUGGAGCUGCCCACACUGCGAAAAGGAAGGAAUUCAGUGGGAAGCAAAGGACGAGGACUUUGAAGAUUUCGAGGAGGACAGUGAGGACAGAGUGAUAUCAGAGGUCUGCGCAGGGAUCACCAGCGGGACAGGGGCCGAGGAAGAGGAUGACGAUCACAUGGAGUUCUGUCGGGUGUGUAAAGACGGAGGUGAGCUGCUGUGCUGCGACACCUGCACCUCCUCCUACCACAUCCACUGUCUGAACCCACCACUGCCAGAGAUCCCCAACGGAGAGUGGCUGUGUCCGCGAUGCACAUGUCCGCCAAUCAAAGGCCGCGUCCAAAAAAUCCUUCACUGGCGAUGGGGUGAUCCACCGCCUCCAAUCCCAGUUCCCCCAGCCCCUGACGCGCCACCUGACGCUCCUCCACCACCUCCCAUGAAGGGCCGAGCUGAGCGGGAGUUCUUCGUCAAGUUAGCAGGACAGUCAUACUGGCACUGCACCUGGAUCACCGAGCUACAGUUGGAGAUCUUCCACUCGGUGAUGUACAGAAACUACCAGAGGAAGACGGACAUGGACGAGCCGCCCAGUCUGGAGUACGGCUCAGGUGCAGAGGACGAGAACGGUGUGGGGAAGAGUGAGAAGAGGAGGGCCAAGGACCCCCAGUAUGCCAUCCUGGAGGACAAGUACUUCAGAUAUGGCAUAAAGCCUGAGUGGAUGAUGAUCCACCGCAUCAUCAACCACAGUGUGGAUAAGAAGGGAACAUACCAUUACCUGGUCAAAUGGAGAGACCUGACGUAUGACCAGUGCACCUGGGAGACAGAAGACCUGGAUAUCCCAGACUUUAGGAUUUAUAAAGAAAACUACUGGAGACACAGGGACGCAAUAAUGAAGGAGGACCCAGACAAACCAAGAAGGAUGAGGAGCAAGAACCAGGAUGGAGAAGAAGAGGAGUCUCCUGCCUCGCCAGUCACUGAUCCAACAAUAAAAUACGAGGAGCAGCCCGACUUUGUCACAUCCACUGGUGGGACGCUGCACCUGUACCAGCUGGAGGGUCUGAACUGGCUCCGGUUUUCUUGGGCUCAGGGAACAGACACCAUCCUGGCUGAUGAGAUGGGACUUGGCAAGACUAUCCAAACCAUCGUCUUUCUCUACUCGCUCUUCAAGGAGGGUCACACGAAGGGCCCGUUCCUGGUCAGUGCGCCGCUCUCCACCAUCAUCAACUGGGAAAGGGAGUUUGAGAUGUGGGCGCCUGACUUCUAUGUGGUGACGUACACGGGAGAUAAGGACAGUCGAGCUAUCAUCAGAGAGAACGAGUUCUCCUUUGACGACACGGCAGUCAAAGGAGGGAAGAAAGCCUUCAAACUAAGAAGAGAGGCUCCAAUCAAAUUCCACGUCCUGCUGACCUCCUACGAGUUGGUGACCAUCGAUCAGACGGCUCUCAAAUCCAUCGACUGGGCCUGUCUGGUGGUGGACGAGGCUCACCGCCUUAAAAACAACCAGUCCAAGUUUUUCAGACGUCUGAAUGACUAUAAGAUCGACCACAAGCUCUUGCUGACAGGAACUCCUCUGCAGAACAACCUGGAGGAACUUUUUCACCUGCUCAACUUCCUCACACCCAACCGCUUCAAUAACCUAGAGGGCUUCCUGGAAGAGUUUGCUGACAUCUCCAAGGAGGACCAGAUCAAGAAGCUACACGACCUGCUGGGGCCGCACAUGCUGCGCAGGCUGAAGGCAGACGUGUUCAAAAACAUGCCAGCAAAGACCGAGCUGAUUGUCAGAGUGGAGCUGAGCCCCAUGCAGAAGAAAUACUACAAGCUGAUCCUGACAAAGAACUUUGAGGCUCUGAACUCAAAAGGUGGAGGAAACCAGGUCUCCCUGCUAAACAUCAUGAUGGACCUGAAGAAGUGCUGCAACCAUCCCUACCUCUUCCCCGUCGCCUCCAUGGAAGCUCAAAAAACCCCCAGCGGUGCAUAUGAGGGCUCAGCACUCACAAAGGCUUCUGGGAAACUGAUGCUGUUGCAGAAGAUGCUGAGGAAACUGAAAGAGCAGGGGCACCGAGUUCUGGUCUUCUCCCAGAUGACUAAAAUGUUGGACUUGCUGGAGGAUUUCUUGGACCAUGAAGGUUAUAAGUAUGAAAGAAUUGACGGUGGCAUCACAGGAGCACUGAGACAGGAAGCCAUUGACCGCUUCAAUGCUCCUGGUGCUUGUCAGUUCUGCUUCCUGCUCUCAACCAGAGCCGGAGGUCUGGGCAUCAACUUGGCCACAGCUGACACCGUCAUCAUCUUUGACUCCGACUGGAACCCUCACAAUGACAUUCAGGCCUUCAGUCGAGCCCACAGGAUCGGGCAAGCCAACAAGGUGAUGAUUUACCGCUUCGUGACACGAGCCAGUGUUGAGGAGCGAAUCACUCAGGUGGCAAAGAGGAAGAUGAUGCUUACCCACCUGGUGGUCAGGCCUGGUCUGGGAUCCAAAGCAGGCUCCAUGACGAAACAGGAGCUGGAUGACAUCCUCAAGUUUGGAACAGAGGAGCUUUUUAAGGACGAAGGAGAAGGUAUGAAGAACAGUUCAGGGGAGAAAGUCGAGGAUGAAGGCAGCGUGAUCCACUACGACAAUGUUGCUAUCGAGAGGCUGCUGGACCGAAGCCAAGACGCCACAGACGACUCUGACGUCCAGAACAUGAACGAGUACCUCAGCUCCUUCAAGGUGGCCCAGUACAUGGUCCGAGAGGAGGACAAGAUUGAGGAGAUAGAACGUGAGAUAAUCAAACAGGAGGAGAAUGUAGAUCCUGAUUAUUGGGAGAAACUUUUGCGACAUCACUACGAGCAGCAACAAGAGGACCUGGCCAGUAAACUAGGGAAAGGAAAGAGGAACCGCAAGCCUGUUAACUACAAUGAUGCUGCACAGGAGGACCAAGAAUGGCAUGCUGACAUUUCAGAUAACCAGUCCGAGUAUUCAGUGGGCUCAGAGGAGGAGGACGAAGACUUUGACGAUCGGCCUGAAGGUCGAAGGCAGUCUCGCCGCCAGUUGAGGAAUGACAAGGACAAACCUCUGCCUCCUCUCCUGGCCAGAGUUGGAGGAAACCUUGAGGUGUUGGGCUUUAACACUAGACAGAGAAAGGCUUUCCUGAACGCAGUGAUGCGCUGGGGGAUGCCUUCUCAAGAUGCUUUCUCCUCUCAGUGGCUGGUCAGAGAUCUCAAAGGAAAGACGGAGAAAGAAUUCAAGGCUUAUGUGUCUCUCUUCAUGCGUCACUUAUGCGAGCCUGUGGCUGAUGGGGCAGAGACGUUUGCGGACGGUGUUCCAAGGGAGGGCUUGUGUCGCCAGCCAGUCCUAACCCGCAUCGGUGUGAUGUCCCUUGUUAAGAAAAAGAUUCAGGAGUUUGAGCACAUCAACGGCCGCUGGAGUCUCCCGGAGCUCAAACCUGAGGUCAGCUUAGAUAAAACCUCCUCCAGAGCCUCCUCUCCUGCUGUGAAGACUGCCACGCCCACGCCAGAUGCCAGCUACAACAACACACCAUGCACCUCCAAGCCAGCGACCCCUGCUCCUUCAGAGAAGCUGGAAAAGAACGGAAAGGAGGGAGAGAAGGAGGAAGAGAAAGAGCAAGGAGAGGCGGCAUCUGAAAAGGAGACAGGGAAGGAGAAAGAAGAGGGGAAAGAUGUGAACAGCAAUAAGACUACAGAGCUUGAAGAGCUGUCAUCGUCAACAAAAGAGACAUCACAGACAUCGUCACCUGGUCAGAAAAACGAAGGCAAAGAGGACAGCGACCUGAAAGAUGAGGAGAAGAAAGAAACAACAGACACCUCUGCUACUUCAACAGAGGACAAAAAAGAGGAUAAUAAAGAGGAUACACAAACAGCAAAGCAGGAUGUAGAAGUCAAAGAAGAGAAAUCAGAAGGAGAAAAGUCCAUGGAGGAGAAGGAAAAAGAAAAAGAAAAGCGAGAAGAGACGCCGACAGCAGCUGACACGACAGAUGCAAAAGAGAAGAGUGAUGCAGCUGAUGUGAAGAAAGAGGAAGUUAAAGGUGAAAAGGAUGCUGGGAAAGAAGUAAAAGCAGCAAAGGAAGAGGUGCUAGUCCCUCCAAAGGGGAACGGGAAGCCUCCUACUGAGCGACCUCGCUUUAUGUUCAACAUCGCAGACGGUGGCUUCACUGAGCUGCACACUCUCUGGCAGAACGAGGAGCGUGCUGCCAUCUCCUCCGGGAAGAUGAACGAGAUCUGGCACCGCCGACACGACUUCUGGCUGCUGGCAGGAAUCGUGAUUCACGGCUAUGCCAGAUGGCAGGACAUCCAGAAUGACCCUCAAUUCGCCAUCGUCAAUGAGCCUUUCAAAUCGCAGGCAAAUAAAGGCAACUUCUUGGAGAUGAAGAACAAAUUCCUGGCUCGAAGAUUUAAGUUGCUUGAGCAGGCUCUGGUGAUCGAGGAGCAGCUGAGACGGGCGGCUUACCUGAACAUGACCCAGGACCCGAGCCAUCCAGCCAUGGCGCUCAACGCUCGCUUUGCAGAAGUGGAGUGUCUCGCUGAGUCACACCAGCACCUCAGCAAGGAGUCACUGGCGGGUAACAAACCAGCCAAUGCUGUUUUACACAAAGUGUUGAACCAGCUGGAGGAGCUGCUGAGCGACAUGAAGGCUGACGUGACACGGCUACCAGCCACGCUAUCCCGAGUCCCGCCCAUCGCUGCCCGCUUGCAAAUGUCCGAGAGGAGCAUCCUCAGCCGAUUGGCCAGCAAGGGCACCGAGACGCACACACCCCCGCCCAUUCCUCCUGGACCCUAUGUAACACCGCAGAACUACGGUGCACCCUUUACCCCUGCACCCCCGAGCGCCCUGCACAUGGGAGGGGCCAACUAUAGUCAGAUGCCACCCGGAUCCUUCAUAUCAGAAGCCGCCGGGGGAGCCGCCGGAGGGUCGGCCGCCGCCGCUUGCCAGAAGACCAAGGAGCACGAUGUGGGGCAGCGGCAGCGGGUGGUGGACCUCUGGAAGGACGGCAAGUCGGAGGGCGCCAUCGGGCAGGAGCUGAGGAUGCCAAAGUCGACGGUGCACAGCAUCAUCGUCAAGUACCGGCUCAGCAACACGGUGGAGAACCUGCCCCGCAACGGGCGACCAAAGAAACCCUGAGAGGGCAAGAGGAAACUCAGAGGAAAUUAAAGAAAAAAGAGGGGAUUGAACAUCCUGAAAUAUGUAAAAAAAUAAAGAGAUAAAAAAGGGAGAGAUGGAGACCUGAAUGCACAAGGAAAAAGUCCAAAGAGGACCCAAGGACAGAGCGCUUUGACUCUGCUGGAAUGUAAGGAAUAAAAAGGGAGAAGUAAACCAACUUGAUGGAUCGAUUAAGGACAAGAGGCCUAAAGGAGAGGGCAUAAAAAGUGAAAAAAUGGCAUCCAUUAAAAGAAAACACACAGAAUGAAAAGGGAGAGGUGCAAAGCUGGCCUUGAGAUCACGCACUAAUGAUGCGUGGGGGGAAAAUGAGGCAAGAGAGACAGAAGAAAAAAGAGAGAAGUCCUGUCUGGAACAAACAAAUCCUCGUGCAGAGAGAGAAGACGCUGCUGAAAAACAUCUGACACGAAUGGAAAAGAUGCAAGAGGGUAGGGAAAAAGAUGGUAUGUUAAUGCAAUCACAGGUUUGUCAGGAAUUCAGAUAUGAAGGCCCAAAUGAGGAAAAUAAGCAAAAAAAUGAGGCGUUUUUUAGAACUUCUCAGACAGACUUCUUUUCUCUGUUUCUCUCUCUGCGCCGACAAAGAUUUCCCCCUGGAUCAAUUCUUCAUCCGCCGGCUGACUGAACAAGCCUGUCCCCUCGUUCUGACCCUGCACUCCCUCAUUCCUCCACACUCCUCCGUUUCUUUCUCUCUUACACACAAAUACAGUAUGUAUACAACCUAGAAACCUGCAAAGAACUUAAUUUAUCUGCUGAGUAAAGGCAAAAGAAGUCCAAACUUUAAAUAGAACAGGACAAAGAGGACUCAUAAGAAAGGAAUGCAAAAAAGGAGUUUUCCAAGUAUAAAAACUGUUUCUUGUGGACUUUUUUGCCUGUAAUCUUUCAGUCCAAACAAGCAUAUAAGAACAUUUUAUUUCAUAUUUAAAAGAAACUUGGGUUUUGCCUCUUGAACAAUCCGAAUUAGUGCAGCUAGAACCAAAUGUGAUGGACUGAUUUUGUCAUUUUUAAUGUAUUACAGAGCAUAUGUACUUUUGCACCUUUACCACAGGGGUCACUUAAAGGCAAAUAUCACUCCACUAAUUUUACAUUUCCUGUUUUUAAGCCCCCCUAACAGAAAAUAUCAGUAUUUAUGAGCAGCUCCUCUCCAAAGUUAAAGGCUGUAAUCCUUCAUCGACAGAAAAAAAAAGGGAGACUCACUUUGAAGCCCAAAGAGACUUUUUUCUUCUAUAAGCUUCUUUUAUUGUGACAGCGUGAUGGAUGCCACGCUGGAAAAUGUCCCCCGAUCCCUGAGAAAAUAAAACACUCUGGACUGUGUCAUCGGUUUUCCAGCUCCGUGUAUGUGUGCGUGUGUGCAGUAGAGCUGUACAUCAGCGUGACAUCCCAGACUAAAGAGCUGGACAAACUCCUCUGUAUCAAGAGACGUGAAGAAUCGGUUACACACCUCAUACUUUGGUAGGAUAUCUGAGUAUUUCUAAGGUAAAAUCGUUGUUUUCUUUUAUGCUUUCGGACAAAAAGACAAGCCGUGUGGCCUGCAAUGAGAACCAUACUGUGUGUGCAUGUAGAUUUAAAGGUUGCGUUUAGCUAUGAAUUGACCCUCAUUUUUAUUAGAAUUUGGGCCAAGAAAAAUUCUCAGUUUCUUUAAUAAUUCCAAAGCAAUACAUUUUUGACACCUUACAUCAAGGUAGACUGCUUUCCACCAAACCCAUUAUGUCACAAAUUAAGAUAAACUUCAAAUGUUGGUAGAAUUUUCUCAUUUCCCUUGAAACAUAAUACAUUACUGUCAAAAAUGUGCAAAAUUUAAACUUAAAGAUACAUUUAUUAUGACUUUUUGGAAAUUUUUCAAACUGGUGCUGUGAUAAUGUCACAAGAGUCACAAAUUGUGGCAACCUUUACAACUAUUUUAAGUGCAGCUGUUGUACUAAACUGUCUAUUUGCCCAAGAACAAAGAAAGCAGUCGCUACCUUGUGAACAUGGAGUAGUUUUAACAACAGCAGAACCACAUAACUACCUCAGCAGGUGGUGGAGACCAAAACACAGGCAAAAAGAAAGAGUAUUGAAAUGUCUUAUACACACAGUAUGUACAUUCUGCCACCAGGGUGCGCUAAUCA